AUGGAGAUAGAGAUGACACAAGAAGAAUCUUCAUAUGAGUUGGAUGUUGGUAAUCUAAUGGCUUCAUACCCACAUCACAACUUUGUAUCUCCACCUUCUUCCAGGGUUCGUCAAUCUCACAAGAAGCCUACGUGGAUCCUUCCUGAAAACUAUAACAAGCUACUUCAUUACUGGGCAACUAAUGAAAGAUUCUUACAACUGAGUGACAUUGGGAAGAAGGCUAGAAAUUCGACGAAGGGUGGCUCCCUACACACUAGUGGGGCUAUGAGUCAAGAGGCCGUGAGGAGGAAGUUGGAACUAAAACGGGGGAUGCCAGUGCCUCAAGAUGAGGCGUUCAAGAUCACUCACGUGAAGAAGAAGGCAAACGCUAAUGAUCCAAAUCGCUGGUGUGAGGAACGGGCUAAGUAGACCUAC
Messenger RNA from Lycium ferocissimum, 414 nucleotides. RefSeq lists its product as uncharacterized. The transcript is spliced from 3 exons. Bases 1 to 408 code for a protein of 135 amino acids. Lineage: Eukaryota; Viridiplantae; Streptophyta; Magnoliopsida; Solanales; Solanaceae. The record is from RefSeq and is a predicted model, not a curated record.